Molecule: messenger RNA, 1216 nt
Organism: Olea europaea var. sylvestris
Lineage: Eukaryota; Viridiplantae; Streptophyta; Magnoliopsida; Lamiales; Oleaceae
Product: methylsterol monooxygenase 2-2
Exons: 7
Coding region: 245-1027 (260 amino acids)
Biological process (GO): sterol biosynthetic process; 4-alpha-methyl-delta7-sterol oxidation
Molecular function (GO): C-4 methylsterol oxidase activity; iron ion binding
Source: RefSeq, a predicted model, not a curated record
UAAGUAUAAGAGGGCAGGCCACGGCUGAGAUUCCGUGACAGUCUGUCUGUAUUUUCAGAAAUUCAUUCUCCAACGCGCGCCCUCUCUCUCUCUCUCUCUCUCUCUCUCUCUCCCUUCUCGAAUUUUCUCCAUAGACUCUCUCUCUCUAGUUUGUACUCUCUGUAGCCACAUUUACGCUCUAUUGAUUCUUUGUUAUCCAUUCUAGGAAGAUCAAUACAACACAAGCAUUCGCGGAUUUUUUUCCAUGGCGUCGAUUAUCGAAUUUGCUUGGACGUAUCUAAUCACUCAUUUCAAUGAUUUUCAAUUGGCAUGCCUUGGAAGUUUCUUUCUUCACGAAAGUGUCUUCUUCUUGUCGGGAGUCCCAUUUAUAAUUUUUGAAAGGGUAGGAUGGCUGAGCAAGUACAAAAUUCAGACUAAGAAUAAUACCCCGGCAGCUCAGGGGAAAUGUGUCAAUCGACUACUGCUCUAUCAUUUCUGUGUCAAUCUACCAGUUAUGAUUUUAUCCUAUCCUGUCUUCAAAUAUAUGGGGAUGCGAAGUAGUCUUCCCUUGCCGUCCUGGAAAGUAGUCUCAAUCCAGAUUUUGUUCUACUUCAUCUUGGAGGAUUUCAUUUUCUAUUGGGGACACAGGAUUUUACAUACAAAAUGGCUUUACAAGCAUGUCCACAGUGUCCAUCACGAAUAUGCAACACCAUUUGGACUAACUUCUGAAUAUGCUCAUCCUGCUGAGAUUUUGUUCCUUGGAUUUGCCACAAUUGUUGGUCCUGCCAUUACUGGUCCCCAUCUGAUAACACUCUGGCUGUGGAUGGUUCUUAGAGUCCUUGAAACAGUCGAGGCACAUUGUGGCUACCAUUUACCAUUUAGCCUCUCGAACUUUUUGCCAUUAUAUGGAGGGGCUGAUUUCCACGACUAUCAUCACCGACUGCUGUACACAAAGAGUGGCAACUAUUCAUCAACUUUUGUUUACAUGGACUGGAUAUUUGGUACUGACAAGGGUUAUAGAAGAUUGAAAUCUUUGAAAGGAAACUAAAAGAGGAGGAUUUUUCUGGUCGUGGAGCAUCGCGUUGAAAGCUCUUAAGUAUUUUCCUCAGCACCUUGUGUGCAAUUACUUUUUUGUUCUGAAUUGCUGUUAUAAUAGACAUUGUAAUGUUAGAAUCAUUCUGAAGCUUGUUUUUCGACAAAUUUUAUUACAUUCUUUGAGAUCUUGCGUUGAUUUUAA